UUCUUCAGUUCACCAACAAAAGGCACACCUAUCUUUUCAAAAACCAGUCAGAGAAGAAAAAAAAGUCGGUAAAAGACGCUGGGUCUCGGUGGAGCUGCCUACCAGAAAUUCAAUUCUUAAUCAAAGGUUUCAAAAUUUUAAUGAGCUUAUAAUCGAUUCCAUAAAAUUAGAGCUGGAAUUUACGUGGAAGAAUCCGAUUGAUUGAUAAUUAGACAGUUAUAUAGAUAGAGAAAGGUCAAAUGCCGGACGAGGACCUAAUUGAUAUAAAGUUUAGAUUAUACGAUGGGUCGGAUAUCGGGCCGUUCGGAUACUCAUCGGCAUCAACAGUUGAUAUGCUCAAGCAGAGGAUUGUAUCGGAUUGGCCUAAAGGUAAAACAAUUACUCCAAAGGCGGUCACGGAAGUGAAAUUGAUAAGUUCUGGCAAAAUUUUGGAUAACAACAAAACUGUUGGUCAAUGUAGAAAUCCUUUUGGCGAAGUUGCUGGGGGGAUCAUCAUAAUGCACGUUGUUGUACAGCCAUCUCUAACAAAAACAAAAACAGAAAAGAAGAUCGAUGAUUCUCCGAGGAAAAUUGUGUGCUCGUGCUCCAUUUUAUGAGGGUUAAGGUGUAGAUAUUUGGCUGAAAUGCGCUAGGUACAGUAAUUGUUUUCUUUGAACACCUAUGCCGGAUGUUGGAGUAUUCAUGUGCACCAGUGCCGUGACUCAAACUAUAGUUUUGUGAUUAUAUUUCCUGAAACCUCUGUAUCUUGUGAUUUUUUUUGUUUUUUUUAGACCUGGAAACUCUGUAACAGUAAUAGAAACAUGUAAAUUGUAAGGACAAGAUCCACCACAAAUCAAAUUUGAAAUAGAAAUACGUUGAAUGUUGAUGUUA
Mercurialis annua (annual mercury) is the source of this 870-nucleotide messenger RNA. RefSeq names its product membrane-anchored ubiquitin-fold protein 3. The record is from RefSeq and is a predicted model, not a curated record. The coding region runs from base 240 to 596 and encodes 118 amino acids. Gene Ontology annotation, molecular function: protein binding. The transcript is spliced from 4 exons. NCBI's taxonomy places the organism in Eukaryota, Viridiplantae, Streptophyta, Magnoliopsida, Malpighiales, Euphorbiaceae.